Molecule: messenger RNA, 2037 nt
Organism: Sardina pilchardus (European sardine)
Lineage: Eukaryota; Metazoa; Chordata; Actinopteri; Clupeiformes; Clupeidae
Product: interferon-induced GTP-binding protein Mx1-like
Exons: 13
Coding region: 1-2037 (678 amino acids)
Biological process (GO): defense response to virus
Cellular component (GO): nucleus; membrane; cytoplasm
Molecular function (GO): microtubule binding; GTP binding; GTPase activity
Source: RefSeq, a predicted model, not a curated record
AUGGGCGGAGUAUUCCACGACCAUUUCAGUGAGAAGGUUCGUCCUUAUAUAGAGCUUAUUGACUCCCUGCGGUUAAUGGGCAUUGAUAAGGAUCUGUCUUUGCCUGCGAUAGCUGUGAUCGGAGACCAGAGCUCAGGGAAGAGCUCUGUGCUGGAGGCGCUGUCUGGAGUGGCUCUACCCAGAGGCAGCGGUAUUGUGACUCGGUGCCCACUGAUGCUGAGGUUGAAGAAGGCUGUGGGAUCGCCAGAGUGGAAGGGUGUCCUCUCUUACAAAAACGAGAUUAAAGACAUCAAUGACCCCGCUAAGGUUGGGGAUUUUGUUGUCAACGCCCAGAACGAGCUGGCUGGAAAAGGUUUUGGGAUCUGUGACGAGCUCAUCAGUCUGGAGAUCACAUCUUCCGAGGUGUGUGACCUCACUCUGAUUGAUUUACCCGGCAUUGCCCGAGUGCCUGUCAAAGGACAACCUCGUGACAUUGGAGACCAGAUUAAAAGGCUGAUUCGCAAGUUCAUUGACAAGGAAGAAACCAUCAACCUGGUGGUGGUCCCAUGCAAUGUUGACAUAGCGACAACUGAAGCUCUAAAAAUGGCCCAGGAAGUUGAUCCAGAGGGGAGAAGAACUUUGGGUAUUUUGACUAAGCCAGACCUUGUGGAUCCUGGAACAGAAGACAACAUUUUGGAGAUUGUUUAUAAUCGGGUCAUUCCGCUGAGCAAAGGCUACAUAGUUGUGAAGUGUCGUGGUCAGCAGCAAAUUCAGGAUGGGAUUCCUCUAGCCAAGGCCACCAGGAUGGAGAGAGAUUUCUUCAGCCAACACAGGAUCUUCAAGCGUCUUCUUCAUGAAGGAAAGGCCACAACCGAGUGCCUUACCAUCCAACUGACCCAAGACUUGGUGGGCUGCAUCAAAAACUUUCUGCCAACACUGUCGGAGAAAAUUAAAAUGGAGCUGUCCAAAUCAAGGGAACUGUUGAGUAAAUAUCCAGUGGGGCCUCCCACAGAUGCCGCAAAAAAGAAAGUCUUCCUCACUCAUCUGCUGAUGGAGUUCAACAACAAGAUCAACCGACUGGUAGCGGGUAAAGUGGUCGCUAAGGAGAACCUUUUUGCGCUUCUUCGGAAGCAUUAUCAGGAGUGGAAAGAUGAACUUGAGCGCAGCAAAGCUCCAUUUUGUGAGAAGGUACAGAAUGUGGUGAAGGAAUAUGACCUGAAGCACAGGGGGAGAGAGCUGCCUGGCUUCAGCAGCUAUGACGUGUUUGAGACGGUCAUACAGGAUGCAGUGGCGAAUCUACAGAAUGAUGCACUGCAAACUUUGAGAGAAAUCAGAGGAAUAGUUGAGAAGCAAUUCAAUGCGAUUUCCGAAUCCUGCUUUGGAAACUACCCUUUCCUGCACUGUAUCACAACAACCAAAAUAAACAAAAUCCAGACAAACCAGCAGACCAACAUGGAGGAAAGAAUUCAGGAGCAGUUUGACAUGGAGAGACUGAUCUACGUUCAGGAUGACAACUUCUUCAAGACCUUUGAGACUAUAAGUAAUUUACAACCGCCUCAUUCACCACAACAGAAUGUUAGUGUUGAAGAAAAUCUCAACAAAACACUAAACAAUCUCAGCCAAACACCACAGAAUCCAUCCAAAAGAGGCAAAUCUGCUAAGCGCCCUCGACACUCUGAUCAGGACAAGCCAGUGGUGGAUUAUGGAAGCAUGGAUGGCAUGGAAGCGACCCCAGUUAGCCUGCAGGCCACAACCCCUUCGGAGGGAAAAGCAUCUGGUAUUAAUUCUGAAGCCAUGGGCAUGUACCCUAAAAUGCUACAUUCGUACUAUGAGAUAAUGAUUCGGCGUCAGGCAGACCAGAUUCCCAUGCUGAUCCAGUACUUCCUUCUGAAGAAGUCAGCAGAGAUGUUGUGCACUGAGAUGUUCAGUGUCAUGGAUGGACUGGACGUGGACAAAGCCCUGUGUGAGGUCUCGGACAGCAGCCGCCGCCGCAACGACUUGCGGGGUCGCGUUGAGCGUCUCAACAGGGCGCAGGACAAACUCAGCCGUUUCCUCUAA